Messenger RNA from Selaginella moellendorffii, 3405 nucleotides. Its product is annotated as integrator complex subunit 6 homolog. The coding region runs from base 15 to 2639 and encodes 874 amino acids. Lineage: Eukaryota; Viridiplantae; Streptophyta; Lycopodiopsida; Selaginellales; Selaginellaceae. Gene Ontology annotation, biological process: snRNA 3'-end processing. The transcript has 20 exons. The record is from RefSeq and is a predicted model, not a curated record. Gene Ontology annotation, cellular component: integrator complex.
UAGUGCCCGUAGAGAUGACCGUGGUUUUUGUGAUCGAUACUAGCGCGUCGAUGAACCAGCGCUGCUCGAAUGGCCUGUCGCUGCUGGAUUGCGCCAAGAGUGCCGUGGAGCAUUUCGUCAAGUUGCGCCUGCGAGACAUCACUUGGCACAAAUCGGACAGAUAUCUCCUUGUGACUUGCGAAGAGGGAGUAAAUGCGAUCAAGGUGGUCGACAAAUAUCCAUUUGUUAACUUCACGCGAGCACUGAAGAGCAUUGAAGCUCACGAUCUCACGGAAAUUGGUACGUCGUUACAGCUAGUUCUUGACUAUCUUCACCUUCAUCGGCUUGUAAACGAUACUGAAAAGUAUGGUCAGGGGCGAAAUCCUAUACAUAUAGAACCGACGACGAUUAUUCUGUUGACGGAUGGAACAGAACUCACUUCUAAAGCAGGUGUUCUCAAGACCAUUGUACCAAAUGGUCCGGCUCCUGCAGGCGGCGAGCUAGCUGCAAAGCCUUACCGCUGGGAUCAAAGAGUCUUUGCGAUUGUUCUCAGGAUGCCAUCGGUCAGUCAGCAAGUAUUAGAACGGAGCGGACCUCUUCCGCAGAAUGCUCCUAUCUCGGGUUCUAAAACGGCUCUGGCAAUGGACAAUGACAUCUCUGCGUUUUGCGAGUCGACUGGGGGAAAAUGUUAUGUGGCAACAAGUUUAAAAAUCUUAAUGCAGCACAUUGAAGUCACAUCUCGGCUCUCAACUUGCGUGGUGGUGUCUUUCGAAAAUAUGCCAAUUCCCGGAACCACUGCUCCGCCGCCUCAGGUUCAUGCUGCCUGCCAACGAAAGCUCUUGCUUAUCAGGGCCAAUCAGCCUCACCAGGGGCAUUGGCCAAUACCGGAGACCUUUUGGCCUGACUCGUCACAGCAAUCUCUUCCUCCUCGAGAGCCUCAUCCUGUUAUUGUCUACAAAGCUAUCGACUCGGAUCCAUCGAUUCCCGCGCAGUUUAUCUACGAUAAGUACGACAUCGAGUCCAACCCGAUUGUGAACUUUUUGACGAAAGCAGCGGCUAAUGCAUGCUGGCAAGUCUUCAUACGUAAUAGUAAGGGGCCAAACUUUGGCUAUGGAGAUCCAUUUGGGUAUCUCAAGCUUAUUGGGUCAAAUCUCACUCUUUUCGUGCUACCAUACAAUUAUCCAGUACUGUUUCAUCUAUUGGAGCACGCUAGCAAAAAUCCAAAGGCUACAAACACAAUACAGUGGCGACAAGAAAUGGAGCGAUAUUGCAACAGUAUUCCGGCGUACUAUGGCCCGCCCUUGAGAGCUGCACUUCGGCAGUGGGGAUUGAACCUGCAUGUUGUGCCGGAUGCUCUCGAGAAAACAAUUUUUGCUGGUUUUGUUGGAAACCAGCUCAAACGGUUGAAAGCUCAGGCAAAGACGGAGCUGGAGAGUAUGACGGAGAAGCUGAUAAACUCAAGUUCUUAUGCCCCCAAGCCACAUGAAAGAGUCUUUCCGUCUUCAAAAUCCGGUUCCAUCGAUGCUCCUGGAACGCACACGUUCACUACUACUGCAUUUUCUGUCCGCUUUUCUUCGUCGUCGACAACCAGCGUCGACUCAGUUCUCAGCCAGAGGACGUUCGAGGUCUGCAUUCCGUCCGGACCUUCAAAACCAAAUCAAAAUGCGAGGUUUACAACUCAAGCGUCUACUGCCGAAGUUCCAAAAGCUGGCAAUGAAAUUGCCAACCACUUGGGAAUUGGUUCGUGGAAGGAUGCUGCGGUGUUUAAAAAUGCGUUUGAUGUGCCUCGUAACGAGCUCUUCAGCCAGCUCAAGUAUUUGCCAAUGCGUGUAGCGCUUGCCAUGGACGCUCGAAGUAAAAACGAGAAAGCCCCUGGCAAUACUGGAAGCCACUCAGCCUUGGGCAAUUUGGCAGCUCGUAUGGUGGCCAUGGAAGAAGAAGAAGCACGUCACUCGCUACCUAUCGAAAAGAUGGGUGACUUUAGUGACGCUCUGUGGAAGCAACAGCCUCCGCGAAAUCCUUUUGCUGACGAACAAGAGCGAACCAAGCAACAACGAUCGCUCUUUGGAAACCCGUAUCGUCAGGAGAAACACGACGCCGCAGACGAAGCAUGGUUUGAAGGAAGCGGCGGAGCUCAGCUACGAGGACGAAAGCGGCGUCGGCGCCCCGAGUCACCGGGCCUCUCGGGAUCAGCUUCCACUUCGUCUGCCUCGUCGGGAGAAUGCAGCAGUGAUGCAAGCGGUGGCGAGGUGAACUCGCCCGCCAAGAGUCCAAAGGAACUGUCCGACGUUCGAAAUGACCCUGACGAGGCAGGCUCGUCGUCACCGGAAGCUGCAAUCCUUUCUGUACCUCACAGGAAUCCCGAAGGUGGCAACCACGAAGAGUCGGCUGCACAGUCCGAGAAACGCAGAAAGCUCUUGGGAGACGCGAGCGACUUUGUUUUGGCAGCUCUGCGGACUUUAAGACAUGCAAAGACGAACAAUACGCACAAGUUGUUCGAGCUACUGUCAACGCCAGACAUCCCGGUCGACAAGGCCAGUUUUCUGGAGCAACUCAUUCAUCAGGCACGCUGCUACAAGAAGGGCGGCGUGGCAGCUGAACUGACGGACUACCGUACGAAGCUUCUUUCCAGCCAAGCACAAGCACCGGCAAGCGCAUGAAUCGAAGCCAACUUCGAUUCAACAGCGAGAAGCUUCUCCGACUCGCGGCUUGUCGGUGACUUCCGCUGGAGUGACACAAAAAGCAGGAAGACUUGCAACGCUGCGAAAUUGGUGAAGCAUUCCCAUCCUGGAGGGACCAUGGAGGCUUGUAGAUGAGGGAACCGUGUCAACUUCUAGGGGACGCACAGCUCUUAAGGAAUUCCAGGAAGCUCGCGCUACGGUGCAAUGUAACCUGUCGGGCCGGAGUGGAUUUUCGAGGAUUUGGAGGAUGAAAGCGCUCGUUUCCUUCGAUCCGACGCAAAGCAAUCGCAUUGGCCCGUCAAGAUCAACGUUGACAUCCACAGACCCAACGACAAAGAUUCUCAGGAAUCUUCCUCCCCACCAACUUUUUACGUCGCUUUGUUUAGUAUGGUGUUGAUUUUACCGCCAAUCUUUUGCUUUUGAUUGCGGCCAGGCCAUGGUAAGCUGGCGGUCCAGAAACUCAUGCAUUUUCCUUUCCAGACUUCACGACAAGGUUAAAAAAAGAGCGUAACUCUGGAAAAGUAAAAGAGGUAACUCUGGAAGAUUCCGUGGGUGGCUGUGCACCUGGAACGGUAGAUUCCUUUGAGCCUUGUGCGCUCGUGUUGCUUUCUGUGGCGCUCUACUUGGUGUCCUCCCAUUGACGCCUUUGCGGCGGCAGCCCUAAUCCGAACCCGAAGUAUUGUUACACAGCCCUGUCGACACGCGCAGCAAGAAAAGGUUGGCGGAGGAGGUUAUACAUUCGAAA